Messenger RNA from Dermacentor silvarum, 1840 nucleotides. RefSeq lists its product as uncharacterized. The record is from RefSeq and is a predicted model, not a curated record. Lineage: Eukaryota; Metazoa; Arthropoda; Arachnida; Ixodida; Ixodidae. The transcript is spliced from 3 exons. Bases 70 to 1314 code for a protein of 414 amino acids.
UUCAGUGCCCACCUACUUCCGUUCUCUCUCCUCCUCCCCCACCCCUUUUCUUUCUUUGUUUUUCUAGCAAUGGCGCGGUGGCUUGACGCCGAGAAACUACUCUGCGUCUCUCUCGCCAAGCUAGAGGCCGUCGAGAGGCCGCAUCGGCAGCUGGAUUGGCACCGGUACCUUCUUAUCAACAUAAUGAUACGAAAGACAGAGGCGGCAAUGCAAGAAGGUCGCAACCCUCCCGCAUACGCCUUUCAGUGUGGGAAUCCAGAGAAUGACCGCGACGAACCGCAGCGACCAUGUUCCGCUCAGCCUAACGACGACGCCAUUGUCGACAUCGGCCGGCAAGAAGAAGGUGGACGGGUGGAACACUACUCGCAAGUGCUUAUGGCCGAAGGCGCGAGCGAAGGAGGCAAGGCGCGGGUUUCCGAUUCUGGCCCGCUCGCAGAUGACGCACCCAGGGUCACCGAUUCCGGAGCCACCGUCGCGUCCCGCGACGUUCCCGGAAGCGUUGACCGGGCUUCGCUGUGCGACAUUGACAUGCUCGACGGUGACUCGACAACUGCAAAAGCUGGUACAACCAGUUCGGCUUUAACUGCAGACGAGGGCUUGCGCCCUAAACGAGACGAAGCGACAAACGCUUUUCGCAGCCCUGGUGCACCCACCGCCGGAGGACCGGAACUUGGCGCCGGCACUUCGUCAGAGAAUGUUCUAGAAAACGUCCACCGGGCCUCGCUGAACAGCGCUGAUGCCCUGGAGCGCCUCGAAUACAAGGACUUAAUGCCGUUUGAGGUGGAGCGAGAGCGCUCGACGUCGCGUGACAGGUGUGAGGGUGCGAGUCAUGGAGAAUACAGCCUGAAACAUGCUCCUGGUGUUGAGCGAAGUCCGUUCGUCAGAGCCCAAGGGCCUGCCGCUUCCGUCUACGACGUGCCGCAAAGCAUCGGUUGGGAUUCACUGAAAAGCGGUGAAGAUGCGGCGCACUUAGACAACGAAGGGUUGUCUCUGGUAGAUGCGCUGUCGACGAUCUCGUCACGCGACGUGGGCGAUGGGUUGAUCCUUCGCAAACACCCCGUGGAAAGCACGUCAGGCAGUGGCGAUAACGGCGCCGACAGAUCCAGAAACUUAGGUGCUGGAGCGAAGAAUUUGCCUCUGAAUCUGCCAAGCAAAGGCGACCCUUCUCGGAACAGUUCAGCGAUGCUGGAACGCUCAGGUCAUGACGAAUCUUGCCCACUCGAAGACAGCUCGGAGGAAACGCUACCUGGCGGUGGCGACUAUCGGAGCCCAAACGAUCAAGACAGCUUCCAGGACCGCCAGUGGCCCUCCUGAACAGCCAAUGCGGUGCUUAAAGGAACUCCAGGAUCGGUCACUCGGCAUCAAGAGGCCCCGCUCACAGCAGAAUUUAGCGGAGACACAAGUCGGGAAACGCCACAGGUGUUCGUCGGAAAGUGCCUUGCUUCAGAAGGGCUCACUGGACGUUAAAAGAGACUUUGCUAUAUCGGGACCUGUUGAAUCUUCCGAGUCCAUCGACAUCGAAGUCAGAGUUGUCGAGGGCGAGGGGGAGCCGCAGUUUUCUGUUGGAGGUGACGCAGCUGUGGCCGGCGAUGCCCCCCAAGUUGAAGAAGCGCCGCUUCCCGACCUCUUCGAUUUCAGCGUUCUCAGAGAUGUCAUCGUCAGCGUGGGUGAGCUGCCCAUGACGUGUAACCUUCUGGAAGCCUAUCACCAGGAUUCGAAUUAACCUUUUCUUCGACGAAAAGCAUUUGAGGAGCCUCUUUUUGCGAUCCUCCCACACGCUUUUACGGCGUUUUAAACCUGGCAGAAAUAAAGAUUUCGUCACCAAGCGGUGAAUUUUCCU